CCCCUCCCCCCCCCCUCCUGCCGGCCGCCGUCGCCUCUUCUCUCCCCUUUCCGCUCCCGUUGGCAGGCAAAGGAGAUGGAGGCGAACCCGAAAUCAGAGAGAAGGCGAGACGACGAGAUGCAGCCCAAGAUCAACGCGUUCUUCAAGCGCCAGGCCCCGGGGCCGGAUCCGAGCAGUGUCGACGGGGCGCGUAGGGAAAGUAGUGGCCCGACGGAGGUGGCGAAGAAGCCCAAGAGCUUCGCGGACGCCAAGGUCCUCAACAAGAAGAGGAACUACGGGCAGUUCCACCUGGAGCUGGGGCAGCCCGACUUCCUCCUCCACAUGUGCGCCGGCUGCGGCAUGAUGUACGCCCGCGGGAACGACGAGGACGAGAAGGUCCACAGGGCCUACCACAAGAGCUACUUCGAGGGCGUUCCGUUCAAGGGUUGGCGCGAUGAAAUUGUGGUUGCGAGUUCGGAGGGAGGUGAGCGGAUAAUUCUCGCAUCCGGCGAAAAUUCUUGCAAACGGAACAGUAAGGUGCAAGAGGUGAUCAAAGUGGUGGAAAAGGAGCUGGGAUUCGGUGAAGGCCAGCUCCUUCAUAAGCUCUGCAAGGUUUAUCUGUUCAUAUCUGGUGGGAGGAUAGUGGGAUGUCUAGUUGCCGAGCGGAUAAAAGCAGCACAUAAGGUUAUUCCGAGCUCCACAACAGAAAACCGCAGAGAUAUCAGUAAAGCUGAAUCAGGAAAAGCAAACCACACAUUAGAGUUUGGUGAAAUUAGUUUCAAGAGGGAAGUCUCACGGCGGCAUAAUCAUCUCGACAAGAACAAAGAAGAGUGUCAAGGCCCCGGUGCCAUCAUCUGUGAAGAAGAAGCUGUUCCCGCGCUCUGUGGAUUCCGGGCCAUCUGGGUGGUGCCAUCACGCAGAAGAAAGCAAAUCGGGUCGCAGCUAAUGGAUGCUGUGAGGAAGAGCUUCUACGAAGGAAGCACGUUGGGGAUCUCUCAAUGUGCUUUCACGCCGCCAACCUCUGCCGGGAAGGCGCUAGCAUCGAGCUACUGCAAGACCAGUGCAUUCUUAGUCUACAGGGAAGGAGAUGUAUAAGAGAUUCUCCCAUGUAAAGUGUUUUAUACUUGCACUUCUCUUGUAAAAUGUACACGCUGCUAAUGCUCAGGUCGAAUAUCAGUAUGCAUCAAUGCAUGGACUCUCACUGUGGUACCAGAAAA
Molecule: messenger RNA, 1196 nt
Organism: Brachypodium distachyon (stiff brome)
Lineage: Eukaryota; Viridiplantae; Streptophyta; Magnoliopsida; Poales; Poaceae
Product: protein CHROMOSOME TRANSMISSION FIDELITY 7
Exons: 6
Coding region: 76-1074 (332 amino acids)
Biological process (GO): mitotic sister chromatid cohesion
Cellular component (GO): chromatin; nucleus
Molecular function (GO): protein-lysine-acetyltransferase activity
Source: RefSeq, a predicted model, not a curated record